This is a messenger RNA of Entrophospora sp. SA101, 1821 nucleotides long. The record is from the annotation of a GenBank genome assembly. Lineage: Eukaryota; Fungi; Glomeromycota; Glomeromycetes; Entrophosporales; Entrophosporaceae.
AUGACCACAGAACAAACAACCUCUUCUACUCAAAGUAUAAUAUCUGAGGCCACCAGCUCUUCUUCUUCUCAAGUAUAUAAGGCAACCUACUCAGGUGUUCCUGUUUGGGAAUUUCGAGUGAAAGGUGUAGCUGUAAUGCGUCGAAAAAAUGAUGACUGGCUUAACGCAACACAAAUUUUAAAAGUUGCUGAUUUUGACAAGCCACAUAGAACAAGAAUAUUAGAACGUGAUGUACAAAGAGGUGAGCAUGAGAAAGUACAAGGAGGGUACGGUAAAUAUCAAGGGACAUGGGUUCCUUAUGAUAAAGGGGUAGAUUUAGCAGAACGAUAUAGGGUCAAAGAGCUAUUACAACCAUUAAUAGAUUUCAGACCUUCAUUGGAAAGUCCCCCGCUAGCACCAAAACAUAUUACUGCUGCAUCCAAUAGGCCUAGAAAGCCACGUGAACCCAAACAACCUAAAUCCAAACCCGCCAAACCUCGUUCUUCAAAGAAAGGCAAAGGAAAGGCAAACGAACCCGUUGAAGAAUUGAUAUCUUUGGAUACAGAACCACAAAUUAACAAUAAUGAUAUUGUUAGUGCACCAUCUACUACUACCAUAACAGCUUCGUCUGUUAUAUCAUCACCUAGUCAUACUUCACUUCAUUGGGCUGCUGCAAUGGCUAAUAUUGACAUGGUAAAUUUGUUGAUCAAAGCAGGCGCUGAUGCUGAAAGUAGUAAUAUUGUUGGUGAGACAGCACUUAUGAGAAGUGUCAUGUUUCCAUAUAAUUAUCAAAACAGAAGUUUCAAAAAUAUUAUACAACUUUUGGCAAGAAGUAUUGGCAGCGUUGAUUCUCGUGAUCAAACAGUGUUUCAUCAUAUAGCAGUUUUUGCCAAUAGUAGUAAGAUACAAGAAGAACCUGCAAAAUACUAUUUGGAAAUUUUAAUUUCACAAUUAACCCAACUCCCAGAUGAAAAAUACCGCAAAAGUAUCUUAAAUAGACAAAAUGUUGAUGGAGACACUGCUAUUAAUAUUUUAGCAAAAGCAAAGAAUAAACAGCUUGUCGAAUUGAUUUACCGUGCAGGUGGAGAUCUUCAUAUUUGUAAUAAAGAAAAUAAAAAUGCCGAACAUUAUUUCUGUAUGAGUAGUCGACGAACAACAUUAUUUGUAGCCGGUUUUGGAUCUCAAAUCCGUGCAAGAGACUUAGCAUAUGAGUUUGAAAGAUAUGGACGUUUAAUCCGAUGUGAUAUUCCUGCUCCCAGAAGUUAUCAAUCUAAACCGGAUGCUGAAGAUGCUUAUUAUGAAAUGCAUGGUCGUAGAAUUUAUGGCUAUACAUUGAAUAUUCAGUGGGCUAAAAAUGCACCAUCUAGAUCUUGGCGAUAUGAGAGUGGUAGAACUUCACCUCGUCGUCGUCGGUCUACAACCCCACCAUCACGUCACAGAAGACGUAGAUCCUAUUCUCGCUCUCGCUCCCGUUCUCGUACCCCUUCACCAAGCAGAAAUAGGUCAAAAUCUAGAUCAAGAUCUCCUUCUGUAUCACCUUCUCGUGGUAGAAGUCGCUCUCCUCGCUCUGAUACACGUAGAAGUCGUUCUCCUCGUUCUAGAACACCAGAAAAAGAAAGAACAAAUGGCGAAGAAAGAGCCGAGGGUAAAAAAUCUCGUAGUAGAUCUAUAUCACCACCAUCAAAGGUUGAUGAGAUGAAAUGCGAUCCAGAUUCACCAUCAUCUAGACCUAAUAACGACACUAGAGAAAAAUCUUUAUCCCCAAAUGGUCCAGUUGCUCCAAGUUCCGAAUCUCCUCCUCCUGAUCGUAGUUCUCAAUCCGGAAGUCCAGCAAGAGAUUAA